AUGGAUCCAGGCAAAACGGUCCAGUCCGGCUCUAGAUCGCCAGGCUCACGAGCUGAGCGCCGUUCAACAUUCUCUUUACCCUUUGCAUUCAUGUCUCCUUCAAGAAGACACAGGCACAAUCCUUCGGCAACUAUAUCAUGGCGUCGCAACGACAGUCAAACCUCAUCUUCAGACUCCCAGAAGCAAUCUCACUGGGUUCAGGAUCUCCAUCGCCGGUCUCUUCACAAAGCUCGAUCUGGCUUGCUGGCACUUAGGGCAGGCUUUCGACGUCCCCGUACGAGUAGCAGUGUGGGCUGUACACCAGUUCACCAUCAAGAAGUAUCGACUGCUAGCACACAGGAGGAUUUGGGCUUUGGGGUUGCCCUUUAUCGAACAAAUGUGCCAUGGCCCACGGCCGAGGAUGAGCCCAGCAUCGAUGUCUUGAUGAGGGCUGCCGCAUUUCACCCACUGGCCAACAUUGCAUCAGCACCAGAAGCUCGAGAGAGACCAGCUUGGGAAUCGAAUGACGCAGAUGCCGUGUUUUCGCAUGGGAGUAUAGCGUUUCACCCGCCUGCAUACCGAUCAAGUUGUGACGAUGCAUUUGAUUCCCAAAACUCUCCUGUCGAGGUGGCCAGCAAGAACGACAUAGAGACGGGCAUUAUGACACAGGAGAUUACAUCAGUUCAUGUUCAUUCAGGAUCAUCGACAGAUUGGGAAACAGUCGAAUCUACUUCAGCAGGCUCCGCUGAAGAGAGGGAUUUGAGAAUUGUCGAUGACUCUCAGCCUAUAUAUUUACCGGAACAGAAAGCCGGUUUGCAGCCAGAGGGAGGAGCACCUAACAGUGGUAAUCUUUCCAUAUCCCACGAAGAGACAGAAUCCGAUGAAGAGAGCCACGGCUUUCGGUCGUGGAAUAGACGAAUGUUGGAGAAUAGAAGAAGCUCAUUUAUGCGACGUUCUUCUGGUGUGUUGAGCACCCUCAGUUCGAACGCUUCUCACAGGCGAAGGAUAAGUUUGAUACAAUCUGAAGCAUUUGGGACCCAGGAGCGGCUGUUAUUGUACGACCAAGGACCACCGAGCCCUGCAGUUGGUACAUGUUCCGAUUCUGCUUCAAGCUUGGGGCACAGCUCUGCAGAUAUCCCAUUCGCAUUUCCUGGUUUAUACCAGGAGUUGUUGGAGCAGUGGGUAGAGGACAGAAAUAGAAGCAGAAGUGAUGAGAAUGUGGCACCGACGACCCUCCCUUCACAUUUGACCAUGCCCACAGUGAACUUUCUAUUUAACACCCCACCGAGAUACGAGUACACCAGUUUUUACGACGAGAACAAUCACGGCCACCAGAGAGAGCGCAGUCUUUCGGAAUCAGAUCUGAUGGAUGGCCGUCAUGGUUUAACGGAGGGGUUGACACCAUCGGAGGCAGUUUCAGGACCGUCUACUGGAGACGAUUUGUUUGAAUUAGAUUGCAGGAUCCCACAGCCAGAGUCAGUGACGACCGCCGAGCUUGAAGAACGCCGCAAUUCAUUUGGAUUGCACAUUUCUAUGAGGAGAAAUGAAUCAAGACUCAACACAAGUCGAGAUGAGAUAUACCCAGUGAAUGAAGAAAUGAACCAGCCAUUUGAGAACAACCAAUCCUAUGGUCGCUUCUGGAGCUAUGAUGCCUCAGAAAACCGAUUCCGAAACGCAGCUCAGUCAGUCCCGGGAUAUCUCUACAUGCAAGGAAGCGCCACAUCGCCAGAAUUUAGAUCGCCCACAUCGACUUCCACCAACAUGUUCUCCCCACUGAGCUCCCCGAUCGACGAGGAAGUGCUUUUCCCGAAUUCCUUCGGAAGGAAUGAGUUUUGGUAUGCGGAUGGCAAGACAAGCAGCCUAUACCCUGACCGAGGUGACCAGCCAGUGCAAUCAGGACUGCAAAUGAGAGGCAGAGCAGUUCACAGUGGGUCUGGUCUUGAUCGCAUUCCAUCAAACGGAUAUUAUCAGAGCCGUGAGACCAAGAUGCCAUUCAUACUGCCCCGAUCCUCUCACAGUACGGUGCGCGAUGUGGUGAUGAGCGGGGAGAGUGAUACUACUGAUGAAUCUUAUCCUAGAAAUCACCAGAACAAUGAGACCAGGAUGCCAUUCGUACCACAACGAUCUUCCAGUACGAUGCGUGAAGUGGUGAUGAGCGAGGAAAGUGAUACUACUGAUGAGUUCUAUCCUGGAGAUAUGCAUUAA
This is a messenger RNA of Penicillium odoratum, 2184 nucleotides long. RefSeq lists its product as uncharacterized. The coding region runs from base 1 to 2184 and encodes 727 amino acids. Lineage: Eukaryota; Fungi; Ascomycota; Eurotiomycetes; Eurotiales; Aspergillaceae. The transcript has 4 exons. The record is from RefSeq and is a predicted model, not a curated record.